GCAAGAGUCCACACAAACAAGUGUGCAUGUGUUUUGGGGUUGAGGGUGGUCCCUAAUCUGUCUUUAUCACCAGCUCUUGGAUGCAUUCCCUCUAGAAAACCAUGACUCCCCCAUUGGUGUGAGGGAACAAAGCUGGUGGGAAUUCAAACAGCUGUCAGGGGAGUUUUAAAAAGCCAAUAUAGGGAAAAGUGAAUGAGGAGGGAGAGAAGAAGAACAGGGAAGAAGAGCGAGGAAGGAGUGUGGGCAGCAUCACUAGACCGGAAUGUCACUGUGCUCAGUAGCUCCUGAAAAACAAAACACCCUUGGACACCACGGGCCUCACUACACCGCAGUGAGGUAUUCUUUCUGUAGGUUUGGUAAAAGUAUCAGGGGUGUGGAGAAAGAUAUAAACAACAUUGUACUCACACUCUGUACCACUCUGCCUAACACUGGGACCAUGAAUGCACAGAAGGCCACUCCCUGUGAGUAUGCUGGCAUACUGGGGGACAGCUCGGACUCUGACGAAGAGCCCAGUCCAGAGGAUCAGCUGGCUAUCUCCUGGGAGCACCUUCCUAUACUGGAGAGAUUGGGCCUCAGCAGUGGUACAGAGAUGACUGAAAAGGAGGUUGAGAAUGCGUUUACUCAGCUUGCACUGGCGUUCCGUUGUGACCAGUACACCCUGACCCAGAGACUGCAGGCUGAGGAACAUGACAGAACAGUGGCCCAGGAGAACUUCAUCCUAGAACUGGAUCAAACCAGAAGCACACUGCAGUAUCUGAGAGGUAGAUGUGUAGACGCUGAGAUGCUGAGUCGUAUUGAGGCCAGUCUGGACACAGUGCUGGACGGCGUGAGUGACAUCAUCGCUGCUGCUGAGAUGCUGGGGACCGUGCACCAGGAGGCGCGCGUGUGUCAUUCUGUGGAGAUGAUGGGUAUCCACGCGGAGCAUCUGAAGCGUCGUCACGCUGUGGAGAGAUCCGAACUGCUGGAGUCCAGGAAGUUUUUCCACCGCAGCAGGGGCAGGAGACACAGCGACUCAGAGGAUGGAGACUUUAGGCACCUGUUUGCCAGGCGAGACUCCCAACAGACCAUCCUUCGGCGAAGAGUCAGCGUCACACUAAUCCCAACGGGAUCCGAGGUUGGAAACAAUAACACUAAGACCUACUCCCAUUGUGGUCCUGUGAUCAUGCUCAGCGACCUGGAGACCAAGUUCCAGGAGGGUUGCAGGGCCAGUGCUGACACUGACAGCCAGGGGCCAGCAGGGGGCAGUGUGAACCAAGCCAGCAGGCCCUCUGAGAUGUCCCCCCACCACACCCCCCUCCUGCUCAGACAGAGCUCCACACAGAGCUCCCAGAGCCUAGAGGAAGAGAGCGAGGUAGCCCCUCACACCAGUUCCCUGCAGAUGACGCUACAUCACAGGCGGAGGUCUGCAAUCGUGGCGCAUGAGGCUAGUUCAGAGGAGGCCGAAGCCAAGGAGUCAAGAGCGGGGUCUGGAGUGGGGGCGGGGUCUGGAGCAGGCACAUCCGAGACCAGUGAGCUCAGUACCUGUAUUGCUGAAUCAGUCUGCACCACAGAACCGCUAGUGGUGCUGUCAGAGCAGCGCCCCCUAGCUACGUGGCUGUCUUACUGGACGUGGAUGGUGCUGCUCCUCCUGGCUCUCUACUUCUUCCUGCUGCUGGGGUUCCUCCUCUGGGGUCUGAAGGUUCCACACCACAGCUCUAGCUUCUGACAUCUCACUUCUGCUGCACUGCAUCUCAGCUCUACACCACAGAGUUCUGGGAUCCACGUUCUGAGAUAUGAUUUAAUAAUAUUUAUGCCAUUUAGCAGACGCUUUUAUCCAAAGCAAUUUACAGUCAUGCAUGCCGUGCAUAUUUUUACUUCUGUACCACUGAGGACUAAGAACUGAAUUCUGAGCUAUGCACCACCACCAACUGAGAUAAACUGGGCCUGGCUCUGUGAAUGCAGGAGUUCCCAUAGUGUGGUCUACAGUUGGGCUCUGCUCAACUACCGGAGUCUCUCGCUGUGCAGUGAGUUUAAGAGGGGUGAGAGUUAAGAAUGUGCAGUAAACUCACUCCAUAGCUAGCUUGAAAUGUCACCAAUGGAUAGCAAACUGGAUCCUUUUCUAUAGCUCAAUUGGUUGGUACAGUACGUUGUUGUCCCUCCCUCAGGCGCUUGAUGUUGCCGGUCUACUAACCACUGGUCCUUGCAACCCACAUUGCGUACACCUGCUCCCCAUCAUUAAGCACACCUGGACUUCAUCACUACCCUGAUUACUCUCCCUUCAUAUAGCCCUCACCAACCUCAGUCAUCAGGCAGUAUUGGUUCUGUUUUCAUGUCCAGACGCUGUGCUUGUUUUGUAACACGCUAUAUUCAUUAUUAAACUCACCAUCUGCAACUGCG
Messenger RNA from Salmo salar (Atlantic salmon), 2376 nucleotides. The record is from RefSeq and is a predicted model, not a curated record. Lineage: Eukaryota; Metazoa; Chordata; Actinopteri; Salmoniformes; Salmonidae.